GUUUGUGGAGGAAAUCAGACGGUUUUUGUUUCCAAUCAGAACCAUUUCUGUGCGAGGCACCGACAAUCCGACAAUGCGGGGGGAAGUUGCAGGAGAAACACAUGCAGCAGCACAGCUUUAAUCGUUAGGAACCGAAAUGAAAGCGAGUGGAUGCGAGUAUCCUGAGGGGUGGCGAGGGGGAAGAGACACCAAAUCAUUUGGACAUGUCUUGAAAUAGUUUGCCAGGUGUGGGAGUACAGUAACCUACAAUAAUAAAUCAUAAUUGGAUUCCUACUUCUUCAGGUGUGUUUCAUUGGCAACUUUGAAUUCCUCUCCUUUGGAAUAGAAGGAAAGGUAAUACAUUUCGCAGGAUGCUGAUAACACAUAGUUACCAUGACAACUGAGAACUUGCUGGCUUCAGAACGACAGGUGCUGGAGGAUGCACCUCAGGACCCAUCACUAGCUAAAUCCAUAGAGCUGUUGUCAGAUAAUGUGCAGGAGCCACAGUAUGUGAUGGAGGUUUCAAGCAAUGAUGGACAUCUACCGUCAGCAGUGAUCAGGAUCAAUAGCUCUUCGAGUUUGUCCAGUGACGUUCAAAUCUGCAGAAUUUGCCAUGAAGCCAAUGACAAUGAGGACCUCCUUUCUCCAUGUGAGUGUUCUGGAACUCUGGGGACCGUCCACCGCAGUUGCUUGGAGCAAUGGUUGGCAGCUUCAAAUACCAGCCACUGUGAACUCUGCCACUUCGAAUUUGCUUUAGAACGCAUGGCAAGACCACUGAAUGAGUGGCUGAAAGACCCGGCAUUGCACCAUGAGAGGAGGACAUUGUUUGGAGAUUUCAUCUGUUUUCUCUUCAUUACCCCGUUGGCUAGUUUGUCAGGCUGGCUGUGCGUCCAAGGAGCAGUUGACCAUCUUUACUUUAGCAGCAGCAUGGAAGCGGUUGGUCUUAUUGUUCUUACAUCAGCCCUGAUCACGAUAUACCUUUUCUGGACCAUUGUUUCUUUUCGCUAUCAUAUUCGACUAUUCAAAGAAUGGAGACGGAGCAAUCAGAACGUUAGACUACUUAUUCCUCGACCACAAGUGUUACUUAACAACCAACCCAAUCCUCUCCUGGCACAGAAAUCAAGUAAAUUACAGUCUAAAGAAACCAUUGUCUGACCGUUUAAGGGGCGAUUGAGUACUUCAAGAGCACCAAACACGAAAAUGCUACCAAUCCUGUGGAUUGUUAGGAAAUGAUCGAGGAUGUAUUUUUUAAAGGCAGUUCAAGAACAGAUGAACUUUGUCUUGCACUGUAUUGCAAAUUCACACAACUGGUUGUUACACCUGUCUGAUAGUAUGCUUUUA
This is a messenger RNA of Callorhinchus milii (elephant shark), 1320 nucleotides long. It is a transcript of the gene marchf3, whose product is annotated as RING_CH-C4HC3_MARCH2_like domain-containing protein. The coding region runs from base 373 to 1134 and encodes 253 amino acids. Gene Ontology annotation, biological process: protein ubiquitination. Gene Ontology annotation, molecular function: ubiquitin-protein transferase activity; zinc ion binding. The transcript is spliced from 6 exons. The record is from RefSeq and is a predicted model, not a curated record. NCBI's taxonomy places the organism in Eukaryota, Metazoa, Chordata, Chondrichthyes, Chimaeriformes, Callorhinchidae.